AUGUCGUCAUCAUUCCGUGUACAACAUUUAUUCUCGGUAUCUAGGCUAGACACGGAAGAGAACCCAAUUCUUGAAAAGAGAUUGCAAAAUGCUCCUGCUCACUCCACACAAUUUGUACCACCACAACAACAAUUCGGAAUUGCAUUAUUGGGAGUUCAUGGAUCGGGAAGAAGCACGCUCAUGUUUCAAUAUGCGUACAGCUUGAUACGGAAUGAUCCGACGAGUAGUGUCAUGAUUUUACUUCAUCGGAAUGCUUCUCCACCUCUUCCGAUAUUUGAUGAAGAUGAUCCACAAGUCACCUCAUGUUUGAAACGAAUUGAAGUGAAAUACAUUGAUACGUAUAAUUUAUUAGUGGCUUUCUUGGCAAAUAUUCAAUUGCUGCCCGAUGAAAGCUUACCUAGGUAUAUAUUUGUAGAUAAUUUGUCAACGUUUUUUGCAGCUCAUCAGAAGGAAAAUCCAUACUUGUCGAUUGUGAAUGUGGACGAUGAUGAUGGAGAGGACUUUAACUUUGCAAUGAUACCCGAAAAUAAUGCACACAAUACUAAUCAAUUAUUGGGAUUCGGAGGACAAAAAUCAUCAUCUGCAGCCAACACCUCUUAUUCAGUGGCAGAAGCUCUUCACAUUCGAGUGUUUGCACUAUUACAAAAUACUUGUUACUUUCUCGCACAGAAAUUCCCUCAGUCCUCUCCUAAUUUUAUGGUCACAGAUAUUGAUGAGACGUAUCCAUUCUAUGCACGAUGGUGUCCACUUGUGUUGACUCUGAGUCAUUACCGCGAGAAUCAAGCAGGCACCUCAACACAACAGCCUCAACAACAACAAAACAAAUCAAACCAAUUUAUUCUCAAGGUGGCACUUAUUAACGAGAUGCAUGAUCCCUACAAAUUGAAAGCAGUUUAUGAACUGACAGAAACUGAAUGUAUUUUGAAAAAGUUGGAUUAUGCACUGCCCAAGUUUGCAUGA
This is a messenger RNA of Naegleria lovaniensis, 960 nucleotides long. RefSeq lists its product as uncharacterized. Lineage: Eukaryota; Heterolobosea; Eutetramitea; Acrasida; Naegleriidae. Gene Ontology annotation, biological process: double-strand break repair via homologous recombination. Gene Ontology annotation, cellular component: Shu complex. The coding region runs from base 1 to 960 and encodes 319 amino acids. The record is from RefSeq and is a predicted model, not a curated record. The transcript has a single exon. Gene Ontology annotation, molecular function: single-stranded DNA binding.